AUGUCGAGUCGUCCCCCGAGCUCUCCGGAAUCAUAUCGAGAGCGUUUUAACACCACCAAGCGUCUCGCCGCCGUCGUGAUCUACCCUCGCGAGCACACCGGCAUCGUUUUGAAGGCGUUGCGAGGUACGCUUUUCACGCAGCGCGGGGUGCGAAACGUCGUGAACACCCUUCUUCCCCGCAUGCGAUUGGAAAGGGCGAGGCCGGCAGGCGGCUCCGAGCACGCCAGGGAAGAAACACCGAAGGACGCACCCGAAGGGGAGACGGAAAGGGCGGCGAAGCUGUUUCUCAUCGAUCCCGCGGUGUUAUCCCCGGCGGCGCUGCAGCCCCCGUCGCUUUCACCCUCCGGGGAGGUUUUACCGCAGCUGCUGCCCCUUCCGCUUUCCCCCGAGGCGGCGGCAGGGCGGUUGGCGCUUCCGCCCCAUCUCCUCGAGCGGCUGAACCGCGCCGCGGAGGGGUGUGAUGGCGGCCAAGGGGGGCUCUACGUCGGCCUCACCACCUACGAGGUGGUCCUUUCCUAUCAAAACUACACGAUGCCGGAGAUUUUACGCGCGAUUUUCGAUUCCGCCACGCCGGCCGAGGCGGGCGAGGUGAUCGCGUUGAGCGGCUUCGAGCAGGUCGGCCACAUCGCGCAUGUGAACCUCUCCAAACCCCACGCGGCGUACAAAUUCGUCAUCGGCCAGGUGAUCCUCGAUUGCAACCCCACCGUUACGGUGGUGGUGAAUAAACUCGACGCCAUCUCCAGCGUCUAUCGCGAGUUCGCGAUGGAGGUGAUCGCGUGGCGAGGCGGCUCCGGGGCCUCCCCUACCCCAUCCCCCUCGGAUCUGGCGGCCUUGGAUGCGCUUUUGACGGCAACGGUGCGGCAGCACGGCUGCGUCUUUCGCGUUCCCUACCACCGCGUGUAUUGGAAUUCCCGCCUCAGCCACGAACACACGCGGCUGGUCGCGGGCCUUCGCGCCGGCGAGGUGCUGUUUGACGUGAUGGCGGGGGUGGGGCCUUUCGCGAUCCCCGCCGCGCGGCGUGGCGUCGUCGUCCACGCGAACGACCUCAACCCCGUCGCCGCCGACUUUGCCCGGCGGAACGCGCGGCUGAAUCACCUUCGCGAGCUCUCUGAGGACGGCUCGGCGGGGAUUCGAAUCUACAACAUGGAUGGGAGGGCUUUCCUCAAGGAGGUGGUUUACCGUGAGGUGAUGGGCGAAACGGGAGGGGGGAGGGUAAAAGGGCGCCCGCAUGUCGUGAUGAAUCUCCCCGCCCUGGCGGUGGAGUUUCUCGACGUCUUUUCGCCCGCGGAUGGGAAAAGUCCGUGGCGGCGGCGGGUGGGAUCGCCCGAUCGUCGUCUUCUCUUUCACGUUUACUGCUUUUCCGCCGCGGCGGAUGUUUUGGCGGAUGCCGUGCGGCAGGUAGAGCACCACCUCGGCUACGCCCUCCCGGAAGAGAAUCGCGAGGCCGUGCAUCUCGUGCGCGACGUCGCGCCGACAAAACGGAUGAUUUGCGUGAGUUUUACCCUGCCCCCAGCCUUUUGGGAAAGCCAGACGACGGAUCCGAUGGGCCUGGAAGAUCCUCCCACGAAGGACGCUAGCCUCGUCGAGGAAGGGGGGGAGAAUCUGACAAAGAUGCGAAAACUAGAGCCCUGA
Phytomonas sp. EM1 is the source of this 1632-nucleotide messenger RNA. NCBI's taxonomy places the organism in Eukaryota, Euglenozoa, Kinetoplastea, Trypanosomatida, Trypanosomatidae. The record is from the annotation of a GenBank genome assembly.